This is a messenger RNA of Chelmon rostratus (copperband butterflyfish), 678 nucleotides long. It is a transcript of the gene fgf4, whose product is annotated as fibroblast growth factor 4. The record is from RefSeq and is a predicted model, not a curated record. Gene Ontology annotation, molecular function: fibroblast growth factor receptor binding; growth factor activity. Bases 1 to 678 code for a protein of 225 amino acids. NCBI's taxonomy places the organism in Eukaryota, Metazoa, Chordata, Actinopteri, Chaetodontiformes, Chaetodontidae. The transcript has 3 exons. Gene Ontology annotation, biological process: positive regulation of gene expression; positive regulation of cell population proliferation; cell differentiation. Gene Ontology annotation, cellular component: cytoplasm.
AUGAGAGCAACUUCAACACACUCCUCUCUGCCGCGCCGCUGCUUCUUCUUUUUGUUCUCGCUUCAUUGGAAAGGCAAACGCCGGGAGGCUGCUUUCAGAGCCAGACUCGGGAUGGGCUCUCUGGCAGCCCUGCGGACCGUCCUGGUCCUGGUCCUGGUGACCGGACUGGCGGGGUGCGUCCCCGGCUUGAACGGGACGGCGGACCGCUUGGAGACCCUCUACUCCCGGUCCCUGGCGCGGAUCCCGGGAGAGAAGCGGGAGGACGUCAGCCGGGACAGCGACUACCUCCUGGGCAUAAAAAGAUUGCGGCGCCUCUAUUGCAACGUGGGGAUCGGUUUUCAUAUUCAGGUGUUGCCAGACGGUAGAAUAACAGGAGUACACAAUGAAAAUCGUCACAGUCUUCUGCAGAUCUCUCCAGUGGAGAGAGGAGUAGUGACUCUGCUGGGCAUUCGCAGUGGACUGUUUGUGGCCAUGAGCCGACGAGGAAAGCUGUAUGGAUCUCUACACUACAACAACGAGUGCAAGUUCAGAGAGAAGCUCCUCGCCAACAAUUACAACGCCUACGAGUCGGUGGCCUACCCAAGGAUGUACAUCGGCCUGAGUAAGAACGGCAAAACAAAAAGAGGAAACCGAGUGUCACCCGCCAUGACGGUGACACAUUUCUUGCCAAGAAUCUAG